AAAAGCAUUUUUUUUUUUGCUGUUAUUGUUGCUGUUGUUGACGCGCAUCCGUCCGUCUUUUCUGUCUGGAUUACAGUUUAUUUUCGUCAGACCAAGCCGGAUCCAUGAAUGUUUGAAUGAGUCUAAAGUAACAAUGCCAUCAGUGGGAUCUGAUUGGGCAGCACUGUAGUGGGUCAGUCUACAAACUUUUAUCCCACAUUGUAAUGAGGCCACAGCGAUGCUGACAUCCCAGCUGAAUCCAAAGACAUCAUCAUGCUGAAGACGGAGGCCUCGGGGGAGAGGACCAACCUCCGGAGUGCGUCCCCCCACCGUAAUGCCUAUCGGGCUGAGUUUCAGGCACUCAAGAGGGCCUUUGACCAGCCUCGGAUCGAUGGAGAUUUUAAGCCCAAAGACUUGGAACACGUGAAACAACCUAGAGGGCGUCAGUAUGGCGCCCAUGUCAGCCGCAUUAAGGACAUGUUCAUGCAGAUGGGCUCAGAAAAUGCAACAGCCAAUACAAGGGGCCGUGAUGACUCAUCGCUGCAAAAGCUGGUUAAGCCCACCAACUUCAUCAACAAGGCAGAUAGGUCAGUGAUAAGACUCCAACACUCCUCAUCAGCGGAAAGGAUUGGAGGUGCAGGAGCAAAGUUCUCUGAAACCAGAAGGUUGUUUGAACAGCAGUCACGUGAUCAGUCCCAAUCACCAGUUUUUCCCUAUGUACGAGAUAAAAGGGGUUCUCAUGAACACCUUGAUGAAUGGCGAGGUGCAAGGUCUAAUCGAGGCAGUACAGACUCCUUGGACUCACUUUGCUCCAGGACAGAGGCUUCAUCACCAACUGUUAGUCAACUCAGUGCUGUUUUUGAAAAUGCUGACCAACACAACCAGGGUGUGUCCUACAGAGGAGUCACCAGACGGGCCUUGUAUUCACCUGAUGGUUUCCAGCGUUAUGGAGGUGACGUUAGCGAGGAUGAUUCUUGGCGUUCGCCAACUCAUGGAAGCUACCAAAGCAAAACAGAGGGCAAGCUUCCUACAUCUUCAUCCUCUGAAGAUGUCCUGAGUCCAAGUCCUGCUGCACAGACAGUGGAGGCCACAGCAGUUCAAGCAGAAGAACCUCAGAACAAAGCAGAUCAGGGUUUUGAGGCUACUGGUGGAGAAAGGCAGAGCUUAUCUAGGGCCAGUCCCAAUGGAAGCCAGGUCAAUGGUUCCUGUGAAGAAGAGGACAGACCUUCAGAAACCAAAAAACAUAUUGAUGAUUGUGGGUUGCCCAAAGCUUCAAAACCUACAGAUGAUGCUGUGAUUAUUGACAGAGCUUUCAACGAUUCUACCCCUGAGACAGUACAGAUCCCAACUAUGUCUAUGCGGGGAAGUCAGGAGGAAAAAGCUACUUCAAGAGAAGACAAGCCCCCCGAAUCUCCGAAGGACCAAGCGGAAGAACCUGUUGAGGAGUACACAGGGAAUGAGCAGAUUGUUUUUAACGCCGAUGGUGAUGCCUGUUACCAGGGUUGGGGGGAAAGUUGCACAGAUCCUGAAGAUGACCUGUACGGAGAUGAUGAGGAUAUUGUCUAUGACCCGGGCUCUGAUGUCACAGAGAUUCCCGGUUUACCAGAAGAAAAUAAAGAGGACAUCCCUCCAAAGAGGAAAAUUUGCUUCAGCACCGCUCCCAUCACAGUGUUCAACACCUACUCCAACGAGGACUAUGACCGCCGUAACGAGGAGGUUGAUCCCGUGGCCUCGUCUGCAGAGUAUGAGCUGGAGAAGAGAGUAGAGAAGCUGGAGCUUUUCCCUGUGGAGCUGGAGAAAGACGAUGAUGGCCUCGGAAUCAGUAUCAUAGGGAUGGGCGUGGGCGCUGACGCCGGCCUGGAAAAACUGGGCAUCUUUGUCAAGACUGUCAUCGAAGGGGGAGCUGCCGAGAGAGAUGGCAGGAUCAAAGUGAAUGACCAGAUCGUGGAGGUCGAUGGAACCAGUCUGGUGGGCGUCACCCAGAGCUUUGCCGCCUCCGUCCUCAGGAACACAUCAGGAGUCGUCCGGUUUGUGAUUGGUCGAGAGCGUCCAGGCCAGCAGAGUGAGGUGGCCACGCUCAUCCAGCAGACACUGGAGCAGGAGAGGAGGCAAAGAGAGCUGCUGGAGCAGCAGUACACCCUCUAUGAUGCCGACGAUGAUGAGCAGACUGGAGAGUACGCCACAGAUGGCGAAGAGGCCGGCCCCACGGCGGCAGGCGGCGAGAAGAACAUCGAGGUGUUUGACCUGCCGGACACAGACGACAUCUUGUCUCCCUCUGAAUUAGAUGCCACCAAACUCUACCAGAAGUUCAGAGAGCUCCAGAUCAAACACACAGUGACCGAGGCUGAGAUCCAGAAGCUCAAAAACAAGCUGGCUUCAGUGGAGAGGGAGAAACAGCGGUGGGAGAAGGAGAAAAGCCAGCUGAAGGCCAGCAUCGAGGAGAACAAGGAGAGGAUGUUGAAGCUGGAGAGUUACUGGAUCGAGGCACAGACCCUCUGCCACACCGUCAACGAACACCUGAAGGAGGCCCAGGCCCAGUACCAGGCACUCGAGAAGAAGUACAACAAAGCCAAGAAACUCAUCAAAGACUUCCAGCAGAAAGAGGUGGAGUUUAUUCAGAAAGAGGAUGCUGAGAGGCGGCGUCUGGAGGAGGCUGAGAAAGCUCACCUGGCUGAGAUCCAAGGGCUGCAAGUCAGGAUUGCAACAUUAGAGUCUGAACUAAUGCAGCUGAUGAAGCAGAACGGCAUCCAAGUCAACAACAACAACAACAGCAACAACGCCGAGCGGCUCAGCGCUCCACCGCACAGAGCUCCACCGCACAGAGCUAACACAGACAUGAGCAAAAAGAAGAGUGACAGAGGAGUCACUCAAGGCAGCAUCCGCUCUGCAGAAGGAGAGGUCUCGCAGGGACACAACAGCCAAGAAGGAUCCCCCAGACCAGCGCUGCAGCCGCCGUCUGCCCCGGAUGGUUCUCCAUCUUCUGCGGUGUCAAACCCGUCUGUCCGUCUGGAGGAGAACAGGUCGGUCCUCCCCAAAGCCACAGUGAAGGACACAGACCGCAUAACAUCACAUGGAAACAGCUCCACAGAGCCAUCAGCAGAGGACAGUCCAGAGAAACGCAAGGCCAAGGGCUUCACUUUGAGUGAUGAUGUGAGCGCCAGCAGCAGCAGCUCAGCGGAGGUCAGCGGCCUACUGAGUGAAGUCAAGAUGUCGGGGCGCUCAAACCCACUGGUGCUUUCAUCAGACGAGAGUCUGGAUAUGAUAGAUGACGAGCAGAUUUUGGAUGAGGGACACCUCCCACAGCAGUAUCACUGGCAGAACCACAGCGUUAAAGAGUGGACGUCCCAGCAGGUAGCCCACUGGCUCAUGGACCUCAAUCAAGAACAUCAUAUCCCACAAUUCACUGCCAAAAACAUAGAUGGAGAACAGCUACUGCAGAUCAAUAGCACUGAGCUCAAGGCCCUUGGUGUCACUUCUUCCCAGGACCGCGCCCUGAUCAAGAAAAAAAUUAAAGAGCUUAAAGUUUUGAUGGAGAAAGCCAAGAAGAACCGAGAAAAACUGGAGAAACAGCGUGAGAAGCUGCGGAGGAGAGAGUUGGAACAGCAGCAAAAAGAGGCGAGUUCUUAGACCAGUGGACGUUUUACUGUAGCACUGCUACUACCUGUAGCACCUGGAGGAACAGAACGACAACAGGGGCCCUACAACAGAGCCCUGAGGGACACCUGCUCAUGAGCUGUCAGCGGAGGAGCAUCAUGACCAACCGCGACCAAGCAAAUUAAACCAAAAUGAGGAUGCUGCCCCAUCAUUGCCUCACUCGACACCAACCGGUGUUUUUUUGUUUGUUUUUAACAUUUACUCAAUCCUAUUUAUUUUCUUGAUUUCUUUUCCUGUACAUUGCGUUAUUUAUUAAUAUCCAGUGAAACAUUCAUCUCAUUAUGGAUGGACUUGUCAGACGUAAUGUACGUAUACAGAUACAAACAUGUCUGACGUGCCAUUAUGACAGACUUCCGUUUGACUGUGUACAUCAACGGAAACUCCACUGUUUUGACACUUGGGGAAAUUAUGAGGCAAUACUCCCGUCACACCACACGGUGUCUCUAUGCUGCUUAUUUUCACUGCUGAAGACGGACAACACUGGAACAUUUCAAUGGGACCUGAAACGGCGGGACGUUUCUUUGGAGAAACGAGGUCUAUCAGUACGUGGAGAGACACUGAAAGUGCAAACACUGUAAAUUCAGCCUCAGCGCCGGCUCGUCCAGCGCGCCUUACGUUGCACAUGUACCACACAGUACGAAAGCAGUUCUCAGCAUACGAACCCCAACAAGGACAUCCCCAGUGAACUGGUAGGAUUGUUGGAAACUUCAGGUACAAUGUAGUCAUGAAUUUGUAACUUACCAGUCCAUGACAAAAUGAAACCCCACCCCUUCUGCUCAUAUGCAUAAUGUUGCUACGGCUCUGCUUCUAACCUGCUUUUAGCCAUUUUAUAACCCCUUAAUUACAACAUACGAAACAGCCAUGUCCUUAGAUAUGAGCUGUCAACAUUUUCUGAGAUUACUGUGGGUGGAAACAGACAGUAAUCAGGUCAGCAAUUUUGCAUUAAAUGUGUAAAAUUUUUAUUUGCCUCGUAGAGCCACGAUGAGUCUUGAAGGUAAGACAUGAUAGCGUUGUCGAGAGUGCUACAGUAGGUACAGUUAAUUUAGUUAAAAUUUUCUUAUAGAACAGGUUCGGAAAUACUGUUUUACUUGUGAGUUAAAAAAAGUAUGCUUUUGAUGGGAUUUUGGACAUAUGUACUUUAUGGUGUAUAUGUUUUAGGAUAAUGUAGCUGACAGACAGACGAAAAGUUUCCUGCAUUACUUUUUAUCAUUCCCAAAAAUCAUUGCGCAGGUUUGCAAUAAAUAUAGCAACAGCAGUGUCACCAUGUUGGAAGUCAAGGCAGCUUUGGACAUUUUGUCCCAUUUCGUCUUCAGGACCCUGCCUGGUGUACUGUUGUGUCAUAACAGUGUAAUAACAGUCACACCAACUUGUUAAUAUUAUUUAUUUUUUGUUAAUAAAGCAACCGACUAUAGUUUAUGAUAAUUCCUACAAAAUAAGAGUGUUAACAUAUCAUAAUAAUUUAUACAGAAUUUUAUUACUUCCUUUUGCCAAAAUAGUUGAACCUGUUUAUUAAAAGUGAUUUUGAUUCAGAACGUCAUCAAACGAACUGACAAAGGUUUGGAAUGACUUGACUUGGGAUUGCAAAGUGAGAACAACUUCAAGGGCACUGACACAUACAUUUGAACCAUUUUAGUAGCUGCAUCGCCAUCCUCUGGUAGGUGGGUUGAACUUCGCAUGCUUUGAAGAAAACUAAGAACAUGCACUCACAUGACAGUUCGCCGGAACCCUGCCAUAGGCGUGGGUCAUUAUAAGUUCCCAUCCCGCUCGUGGUUGUAAUUUUCUUCUUCUUCUUCUAUGCCGAUAGUGCUACUGCGGUCAGACUCCAAAACGCGAUCCCGAUGUAUUCUUAUGAAAUAUUUUGUAAGACUUGAGCCUUUCUGUGAAUACCCUCACCCUGUCAGUCCAUACACAGACUGCACUCUUGACUUUUGUAUGUGUGGUAAAACACUGAAAGCAAUAUGCUGUAA
Molecule: messenger RNA, 5600 nt
Organism: Thalassophryne amazonica
Lineage: Eukaryota; Metazoa; Chordata; Actinopteri; Batrachoidiformes; Batrachoididae
Gene: ppp1r9a
Product: protein phosphatase 1, regulatory subunit 9A
Exons: 20
Coding region: 253-3606 (1117 amino acids)
Biological process (GO): calcium-mediated signaling; actin filament organization; neuron projection development
Cellular component (GO): dendrite; postsynaptic density; cytoplasm
Molecular function (GO): actin filament binding
Source: RefSeq, a predicted model, not a curated record